Messenger RNA from Corythoichthys intestinalis (scribbled pipefish), 500 nucleotides. RefSeq names its product proline-rich antigen homolog. Lineage: Eukaryota; Metazoa; Chordata; Actinopteri; Syngnathiformes; Syngnathidae. The coding region runs from base 137 to 367 and encodes 76 amino acids. The record is from RefSeq and is a predicted model, not a curated record. The transcript is spliced from 4 exons.
GCGCGUCGAGGAAGAAAACGAGUAUGCAAAGGAGGAGGAGGAAAGGAAGGAGGGAAGCCGCGACCGCCCCCGAAGCCUCGUGAGUCGGCCCGAGUCGUCGACGAGACGGACGUGGAGUGGAGACGCUGGUGUAAAGAUGAGCGCCGAACACCCUCCUCCGUACGCCCCGCCUCCGCCGGCCCAAGGCUUUCCGGGCACCGCGCCCUACCAGGCUCCGCCCUCCUCUUACUACUACCACAGCCCGCGGCCGCCGUCGACCCCGACCGGCUACGGCGGCCCCUUCUACGACAAGGCCUACGGGGGUCCGCCCAAACACACGGGUAGCUUCAACUUUGGCAGCGCUGAUAAAGUGUCAAAAAUUCGUUAGUCCUCCAUCUGUCAAAUCUAAGAAUUUGCCCUUUUUUCCCCUCCAAUUUCAAAUAAAAAGAUAAUAUUUUGUUUAAAAGCUUUGAAAAACAAAAAAGGGAGUGGCAUACAGUGCUGGCCAACAGUAUUGGCAC